AUGUCAUCAAUAUCUUUACAAAUAGCGAGGCGACGUAUGCUAGAGACUUUUCCAUGGAUUAAGUAUCCACUCGUUGUGUCAGCGCCAAUGUUGGGUGCUGCCACGCCUGCUCUCGCGACUAAUGUGAGUCUGGCGGGUGGUAUAGGUUUUCUUGCAGGGGGUAACGAUGGGGCGGAUCUUCAUCAAAAACUUACCAUGACGAGGUCACUCUUUAAAGUUGCCAGUCGAAAAUUGCCACAACUUGAGACAUUUGAUCGUCUUCCUAUUGGUAUUGGCUUCCAGAAUUGGGGCUGUAAAAUCAACGUCGCUGUUGAGGCUACAAAGCAACAUAAACCUUCAGCAGUAUGGCUUUACGCACCUAAAAGAACCGGGGACUUAAAAGAAUGGGCUCAAGAGCUUAGAUCUGUUAGUGACGGGAAAGUUUCAAUCUGGGUACAAGUUGGGACUGUCAAGGAAGCCUUGGAUGUUGUGGAUACAACGAGACCUGAUGUCCUGGUCAUUCAAGGUUCCAAUGCUGGUGGACAUGGUCUAGCUCGAUCAGCCAGUAUUAUUUCGUUGCUUCCAGAGGUUGCAGAUGCACUUGAAGAUAGAAAGUCAGAAAUCAAUUCCAUACCACUGCUUGCAGCGGGCGGAAUUAUGGAUGGACGAGGUGUUGCUGCUGCAAUGUGUUUGGGGGCGACAGGGGCUGUGAUGGGUACCAGAUUCUUAGCAGCUGAAGAAGCAGGUAUUCCUCAAGGCUGGCAGAGGGAGCUCGUGAAAGCAGUAGAUGGUGGUGUUAGUACCCGGAGGUCUACUUUAUGUGACCGAUUGAAGACAACAGUGGGAUGGCCAACACAAUAUGAUGGUCGCGCUUUACUCAAUAAAGGCCAUGAGGACGAGAGAGCUGGAAUGACAGACGAAGAAAACGUUCGUUUAUAUAAGGAGGAGUUAAGAAAUGGUGAUAAGGCUUGGGGCUCACAUGGCAGGAUGGUUGCAUAUUCUGGUACUGGGGUCGGGUUGAUUAAAAGCGUAAUGCCAGCCGAGAAAAUCAUUCAACAAACAAGGAAAGGUGCUUCCGAUGUCUAUUAG
Botrytis fragariae is the source of this 1068-nucleotide messenger RNA. RefSeq names its product putative 2-nitropropane dioxygenase protein. Bases 1 to 1068 code for a protein of 355 amino acids. The transcript has a single exon. The record is from RefSeq and is a predicted model, not a curated record. Lineage: Eukaryota; Fungi; Ascomycota; Leotiomycetes; Helotiales; Sclerotiniaceae. Gene Ontology annotation, molecular function: nitronate monooxygenase activity.